Molecule: messenger RNA, 1914 nt
Organism: Tachyglossus aculeatus (Australian echidna)
Lineage: Eukaryota; Metazoa; Chordata; Mammalia; Monotremata; Tachyglossidae
Gene: DOC2A
Product: double C2 domain alpha
Exons: 11
Coding region: 201-1421 (406 amino acids)
Cellular component (GO): membrane
Source: RefSeq, a predicted model, not a curated record
CUCCCUUCCUCUAUCUAUCUCCACCUCUGGAAUCUCCUCUCGUCGCCGCUGCCACUGCCUUCUCUGCCGCCUCUCCCGCCACAUCUCUCCGCCUCCCCUUUGGGCAUUCCCCGGGUUCCUGUGCACCUGUUGGACCCAGAGAGACAGCGCGGGCGUGUGUGCGUGUGUUUGCGUACGUGUGUCUUUGUGUGUCUGUGUGGAUGAGGGGCCGGAGGGGUGACCGGAUGACCAUCAACAUUCAGGAGCACAUGGCCAUCAACGUCUGUCCGGGACCCAUCCGGCCUAUCCGCCAGAUUUCGGACUAUUUCCCCCGGCCGGGCCCCGAGGCGGGCGGGGGCGACCCUCCGGCCCAGCUCUCCCCAGGAGCGGGGGCCACGGCGGGGCUCGCGUCCCUGGCCCUGGUCCCUGCGGGAGGACUUCGGGGAGCGGGGGCUCCGGAGGAGGGGGCCGAAGUGGACAGCUACGACUCGGAUGACACCACUACCCUGGGGACCCUGGAGUUUGACCUGCUGUACGAUCAGGCCUCCUGCACUCUGCACUGCAGCAUCCUCAGGGCCAAGGGUCUCAAACCCAUGGACUUCAACGGCCUAGCUGACCCCUAUGUCAAACUGCAUCUCCUACCAGGGGCUUGCAAGGCGAACAAGCUGAAGACCAAGACGCAGAGGAACACGCUGAACCCCGUGUGGAAUGAGGACCUGAUGUAUCGGGGCAUCACGGAUGAGGAUAUUACCCGCAAGGUGCUCAGGAUCGCGGUGUGUGACGAGGAUAAGCUGAGCCACAACGAGUUUAUUGGGGAGACCCGUGUCCCCCUGAGGCGCCUCAAACCCGCGCAGAAGAAGCAUUUCAACAUUUGCCUGGAGCGGCAGGCCCCGCUGGCCUCCCCUUCGUCCAUGUCAGCCGCCUUGCGAGGCAUUUCCUGCUACCUGAAAGAGCUGGAGCGAGCGGAGCAGGGCCAGGGCCUGCUGGAGGAGCGGGGCCGCAUCCUGCUCAGCCUGACCUACAGCUCUCAGCAGCCGCGGGGGUUGCUGGUGGGCAUCGUGCGCUGUGCCCACCUGGCAGCCAUGGACGUCAACGGCUACUCUGACCCCUACGUCAAGACGUAUCUGAGACCUGAUGUGGAGAAAAAAUCAAAGCACAAAACAGCGGUGAAGAAGAAAACCCUGAAUCCUGAAUUCAAUGAGGAGUUUUUCUAUGAGAUGGAGCUUCCAGCUCUGGCCACCAAGACCCUGGAGAUAACCGUCUGGGACUACGACAUUGGCAAAUCCAACGACUUCAUCGGCGGGGUGUCUCUAGGCCCCGGCUCCCAAGGCGAGGCGUUGAAGCACUGGGGAGAGUGUCUGCGGCGGCCGGACACGGCGUUGGAGCACUGGCACACCCUGACCAGCGAGCUGCCCCCCGCCGCCGCCUCCUACUCCGCCUGAUCGCCCGACCCGUCUCCGCCAGCCCACGCUCCUCCUUUGGCAAGGCAGUAAGAGGGGUUGCGGGGGGAUCGAAGGGACCCAUCGUCCCGUCUCCUCCUCCGAUUCUCUGGUCUCUCAGCCCUGCUCCCCGGGCUCUGAGCCUUGGCGGCCCACUGAGGCGCGGGACACGUCGGGAAGAGGGGCCGCCUUCUGCACCGAGUCGGGGGAUGCCUUCAGGAGAAAACAAGCGCUCCGUCUCUCCAGCGGUCCCCUCCUUCACAGCCCUGGGAGGUGGCGGGGUGGGGGGUCUCGGCUCCUCUAGUCGGAAAAGAAACAGAAAACCCACCCCUGUCAUCACGGAGGGAGAAACGGAAAGAGGGGACGUGAUUGUGACUAAAUUUUGCACGAGUAUGUUGCACGUUUACACGGGGGGGGGGACGCUUCCUCGCCGCCCCCCCCGACACUUCCUGUCUUAUUUCGUGAGAUUCACUUGGUUAAUGUGGGGUUGUCUUUU